GGAAACCAGUAUUCGUGGAGCGCAGCAGUCUGCAGCCAUCUGGAAAGGCGGGAACCGUUUCCUGCCGGACAACGGGAAAAGAGCGACUGUUCGUGUCUAACCUUCGCGGAGAAAGCUCUGAAGCUUUCUCGGGAGCGGAUGGAAAAUGGCUUCGGGGGAGAGUGCCUUGCAAGGGACGGCAGCAGCCUAUCUUCGCGACACCGCCAUGUUGGAACGUGCAAGGGAUGAGUAUGCUUCAGCUUUGAAAAUGGAGCUGCUGGAGGCACUAGAGAGAAAAAAUGGAAUCGGAGCCCUGGACGCAGCACACAAGAGGCUGAAGCAACAGUCGUUGUUGAGCCUCGAAAGCGAUCCCACGAUGCAGACGAAUAUAAAAGCUCUUCAAGAACAGCUGUCAAACAUGAUUGAGUGUUACUACACCAACUGUUGCAUGACUCUCAGUAGAGCUCUGAAGGAACCAGAGUUAAAAGAUGGUGUGGCAGAACCAGGUGGGGAGCAACUCUCGGAGGAAUUCGAAAAGAUAUCGUAUUUUGGCAAGGCGAAACGAAAAGUCGUCGACGGGCUGUCUGCUGCCAAAGACGCAAUAAUGCACUCGAAGCCACAGCCGCUGCACGUAAUCGUGCCUUCGGACAUGGAAGAGAACCAGUACCUGCUGAAGCGCGAAGUAUUUGAGAACAAAGCGUGGAAAGAGGUUGAGCACCUGCCCGUGGUUGUCGUGUCGGUCGCUGGUGUCUUCCGUACUGGAAAGUCCUUCCUUCUCGACUACUUGAUCAGAUAUUUGGAACACAUCGAGAGCCAUGGGAACACAGAGAACUGGAUGGGAGAUCCCAACCAGCCGCUGGAUGGCUUCUCUUGGAAGUAUGGACGGAAGAAACACACACGUGGCAUAUUGUUCUGGGAGAAAAUUUUCAAAGUCAACACCCCGUCCGGCACCGUGGCUGUCGUCUUGAUGGAUACUGAAGGGAGUUGCGACAACACCUCUACCCUUGCGGCCAACACGACACUGUUUUCUCUCAGCAUGCUCCUGAGUUCAGUGCUCAUCUACAACGUCAUGAAAAACCUCAACCAAAGCAUUGUGGAAAACUUACAGUUUUGCGCCAACUACGCCAGCAUGAUCAAGAACAUGGAAGGCCGUGAAAACGACCAAAGCAACCAAGCCUUUCAAAAGCUACUCUUCCUUGUCCGUGACUGGGAUUUCGCCGAUGACAUUCCGUACGGUCUGGACGUCGAUCGCAAAGUAGUUCACGAAUGGCUCCAUUUCGACGAAGAGGUGGAUGCUAAGGUGAACGAGAUGCGAGCUAAUGUGACGGCCAACAUCACAGACAUGGACUGCUUCUUAAUGCCGUACCCGGGGAAGAAACUCAGAUCUGCAAGCUUCGACGGAAGAGUCAGCGACUUGUCAGAAGAAUUUAAGCACCACCUGACGGCACUUGUUCGUUUCCUUUUCUCCCCAAACAACCUGGCACCGAAACUGGUCAACGGAGGAAAACUAACUUGCAAGGAAUUCGCUGUUUUGUUGAAGACCUACUUCAUGAUAUGCAAAGAAGGAAAAUUGCCAGAAGUGCAGUCCGUGUAUAACGUAACUGCGUUCGUGCACAACAACAAGAUAUUGCGGGACAUACAGAAUGACUAUGCAUCAGCCUUGCAUGACGAGUUCCCAAAGGUAUUGGAGAGUGGAGGAGGCCUAGAAGCACUGGAAGCGGUACACAGCUGUCUGAAAUCAGAAUGUAUGUCAAAGCUGGAGAAAGCUCCGAUUAUGGGGAGGAACAUGGAGGCUAUUCAAGUGCAGCUUUCCGACAUGAUUGACUGCUGCUGGACAAGCUGCAGAAUGACAUUUUGCAGCGCCUUAAAGGAAGUCGAGUCGGCACGAGCCAGAGGUAAUCGUGAAGAGGAAUACAAGGCUGAACUGGAAAAGGUACGGGCACAGCGUGCGGAGUUGGAAGAGGAGAAAAAAGAGAUGUCAUUUAAGGAGGGAGAGGACGUGGAGGAGUACCGAAGGCGAUUGAGGGGAGUCGUCAUGAGAUGUAUGGAAAGCCAAGGCGUUCACCUGGAGGAGGAAGACAAGCAAAAACUAGCAGAUGACAUCGUUGAGGAUAACCCAUUCGUUUCGCGAAUUCUUCGUUACAUUGCAGCAUUCUUCGGGAGGAUCCUGGGAUUUUUUAGAGGCAUAUGAAUCUGGCGCCUUACAACUAUACACACAUUUUUAACUGUUCGUUAGAUGUUGCUGCUUUGGAACUCAUCUGAAGUCCGAAAACGAUGCUUGUUCCGCCCUGCGUGUUGCAAAUAAAAGCGGUACAAGAGUGA
This is a messenger RNA of Ornithodoros turicata, 2301 nucleotides long. RefSeq names its product atlastin-3-like. Lineage: Eukaryota; Metazoa; Arthropoda; Arachnida; Ixodida; Argasidae. The transcript is spliced from 19 exons. Bases 146 to 2170 code for a protein of 674 amino acids. Gene Ontology annotation, molecular function: GTPase activity; GTP binding. The record is from RefSeq and is a predicted model, not a curated record.